Tupaia belangeri chinensis (Chinese tree shrew) is the source of this 720-nucleotide messenger RNA. Its product is annotated as proline-rich proteoglycan 2-like. NCBI's taxonomy places the organism in Eukaryota, Metazoa, Chordata, Mammalia, Scandentia, Tupaiidae. The coding region runs from base 1 to 720 and encodes 239 amino acids. The record is from RefSeq and is a predicted model, not a curated record. The transcript has 3 exons.
AUGGUGUUUGACAGCAGCAAUGAACUGAAUAUCCAGCAUUAUUCUAGUAACUUCGGAGUGGAAAAACAAGGUAUAAAAAGACAUGGAAUAUCCAGACUGGUGGAAAUAAGAAUCAUUCCUCAUACUGUCCCUUACAAAAGAGAAUUUUCUCCAAAGUCUUUGACCUUAUCAGAAGAUAGCAAACCACAGGAUAUAAGCGACGGCGGCACGGAUUCAUCGAGCCAUUGGACAGCUUUGCAGCGCAGCAGACCAGGCUGCACCACCGAGCACGGCAAUCCUAUCAGGGGUGUGUAUCCGGGGUGGUGCUCAGAUGGGGCAGGAGAGCAAACCGCUCCUCUGGCCACAGUGGGGCAGGGGCAUCCCCUCGGGGGCGUCCCGAACGCCUCCUUCCACAGUCCAGGCGGUAACGGCGCGGUUGGGACCAGUCAGCCCGGGCCCCGCCUCAGGACGCCCGGGGCCGAGGCGAGGCCUCAGCAGCCGGCUGGGCCGCACCACCCCCGCCCGCCGGGACCCCGGCAGGCCAGGACUCGGCCUAACUCCCGCCCCGCAGGCCCGGGUCGUUUCCGCUCCCCCGGGUCGUUUCCGCUCCGCCCGCGGCCGAACGCCUCGGCCGGAGUCCGGCCCCUAAGGCCCGUGGCCGAGUCGUAUCCGGGUAAAGUCUGCAGCCCCCAGUCCCUCUCGCCCACCCCGGGGCCCUUCACGCACUCACCGACCGGCUAG